AAGCGAGAUAUUUGCAUUCGUACAGCGCAGAACUUGCAGUUAUAUCGCAGCAACGUUGCGGCAUUGUUGUAUGGACAGUACGCUAGCAGAUUGGCAGCGAAUUCGAGCGGAAUUCCGCGAGAAAACCAUAGCCACCCUUGUGUGCGCGCCAAGCUUUUCUGUGUUCUACAGCACAAAGGACCCCGUCGCCAUGCCGUCAGUUCGCAGGAUGAUCCUGGGCCACGUGAUGUCCGGCUUGUACAACAAGAUGUGCCGCCGGAAGAAGCUGGAAGGCGACUUGCUCGAGACGCCGAUGAAGCGGUGUCUCUCCACCUUCGACAUCACGCUGCUCGGCGUGGGUCACAUGGUCGGCGCCGGGAUUUACGUGCUGACGGGAACGGUCGCGCGCGACAUGGCUGGACCUGGGGUGAUGUUCAGCUUCCUCGUGGCCGGUUUCGCUUCCGUUUUGGCGGCCCUCUGCUACGCCGAGCUGGCCGCCCGAGUACCGAAAGCGGGCAGCGCGUACAUCUACACUUACGUCUCCGUCGGCGAGUUUUGGGCCUUCAUCGUGGGCUGGAACCUCAUCUUGGAGCACGUGAUCGGCGCGGCGUCUGUGGCGAGAGCUUGGAGCGGAUACGUGGACUCGCUGAUAGGCGGUGCGAUUGGCAAUUAUACUCGCGAAAUGAUGGGCGGAUGGACCAUGGGAGAGCCGCUGGGCACCUUCCCGGAUGUCCUCGCCAGCGGAUUAUGCCUGGCUUACGCGUUGCUCUUGGGAGUGGGGGUGAAGGCCUCGGCGACGGUCAACUCGUUGCUGACCAUCAUCAACCUCGCGGUGAUGGGUCUGGUUGUCGUUUUGGGCAUUUAUUACGCGGACAUUACGAACUGGAGCAGCGAGAACGGUGGUCUUCUACCGUAUGGCUUCGGCGGCAUAAUCACGGGUGCAGCAACAUGUUUCUACGCCUACGUCGGCUUCGAUUCGAUCGCGACCUCCGGGGAGGAGGCUCGCGAUCCGGGACGGAGUAUUCCGCUGGCGACGAUGCUCUCGAUGGCGAUAGUGACUGUUGGGUACAUGCUGGUCAGCGGCGCCCUGACACUGGUCGUCCCGUACUGGGAGAUUAAUCCCACCGCCGCUCUUCCGGAAGCCUUUUCGUCCAGGGGUAUCCCGUGGGCUAAAUACGUGAUAAGUGUGGGUGCCCUUUGCGGGAUGACGACGACUCUCUUUGGAUCACUGUUCUCUCUCCCGAGGACGUUGUACGCCAUGGCAAACGACGGUCUGUUAUUCGGCUUCCUCGGUCGUAUCAGCGAGCGCACGCAAGUGCCGGUGUGCAAUCUCAUCAUAAGUGGACUAUUCAGUGCCUUAAUCGCUCUACUAUUCGAUCUCCAACAUCUGGUAGAGUUUAUGUCGAUCGGGACGCUGAUCGCGUACACCAUCGUGGCGAUCAGCGUUAUCCUGCUGAGGUAUCUGCCCGAGCAACAGCCGCCCGACCAAUCCAACGUUGGUACGCCGAGCAGCGGCUGUUCCUCGCCACCCACGGAAGAAGCGGACUCCAGCAGCAUCGCGUCUGUCAAGUCCGAACUGCUGUGCGAAGGAUCUGGCAGAUUCAAGCCGCGAUACGCCUGGAUGGAAGACUGGCUGGAGGAUUACGAUACUCGGCACGUCAUAACCGCUUGUCUACUUAUCUACACGACAACCUGCGCCUUCCUCAGCACUUUUAUGAUAAUAGCAUUCGAAACGACAAUUCCGUUUACGAAGAGCGAUUACCUGUUUGCAGCGAGCUAUCUUCCGCUACCCAUCGCGAGUCUAUUCGUAAUUGGCGCUCACAGGCAAAAUCCAUCCACCGGGAAAUUCCGAGUGCCGCUGGUACCCGUGGUACCAGCGUUAAGCAUCCUCUUCAACGUCGGUCUGAUAAUGCACUUGUCUUCAAUGACGUGGCUACGGUUUUUCGUGUGGAUGACAGUCGGAAUGAUGAUCUACUUUCUAUACGGCAUCCAUUAUAGUAAAGAAGCCGCCGCUACUCCAAACUCAUAUUCCGUUUUGAUGGCCACCUCAGAAGCCGAGAAAGGCACAAAGUGGGGUUCCACGUUACGAGCUAGUCCGAAGGAUGAUAAGGCACCUAUUCUGGACGACAGGGAACUGGUUGAUUAGAAAUAAGCUAUACAUUUUUAUCAAUUGUUUUCCUUAUCCAGCUCGCUGGUGGAGCCGCGGAAAUAGCUUUUAAAUUUUAAAUAAGCUAUUUAAGCUGUCAACAACGAAACGUUCGUACACAAGACUGUAUACAAAUGCGAAUUAUAACGCAGGCUAGUGCAGCGGAAUAUGCAGGACAUGUUUCAUCUUCAACAGUUUUAUUAAUUUUAAUGCGGUUAACGCAUAAUUAGUGCAUCCGGCUAUUUAAAUGUCGCAACGUGUUUUAUAUGCAAAAUCCAUUCCGCGUUUUUCGUUUACAUUUACUGCGUUUCCUACUUCGGCGGCUCCACUUUACAUGUUGCUUGAAAUUCAAAGUUUAUGGAGUAUAUUUUGUAAAUAUUGACCUUAGAGGACUUUUUUAACUCAUGCAUCUUGAAGUCUCCGCGAGAAAGUUUUGUCUGGUACAAAAAGAAACUAUUUUUGGUACUUAGCUUUAUCUUGUUCGACUAUUUACGGCAGCGAUUCUUAUAAUUUCAAGCUCGUAUAUUUACUUCUUAACACAAUCAACGAAGCAUUAUCGUUCUUUCCUGUUUAGAUGACUAUUGUUAUUACAUGAUCGCAAAAUUACGCGAUAUGUUCUACGAAAAACUGUUUCGUGUUGCUAGUACUUAACGAACUUGAAGAGAAACAUAUAACUUAUCUUAGUUUGUCUAUUUUAUUACGCACAAAUUCGACUAUCGAUGAGAACUUGUCGAUCAUUUUUCUCAUUUCACAAAUUUUAGCACAAAUAUUAAUUAAGAAUGUUCUUUCCGUUGUUAUGGCACGAAUGUGACCCAACUGUCUCGUUAUCAAUUAUAUUAAAAUUCAAUAAAUAACAAUUUACCUGAUUUGGCAUAAACUUACGUCCGUGCAAUCGAAUCUGGAAUUGUGUCGGGUAGAUCUAAUGCAAAUGUAUGAAUCUCCCAAUAGACUCUUAUCACAACGAUUGUGUGAGUUAAGAAUAAUUUAUUAGCACAGUCUUGUUCAUCAAUGCCUGGACCUGCAUUUUUAUCAUUAUUUUUCUCAUCUAUACAAGUCACUGAGUUUCAGGCUGUAUGCGUGUACUAGUCUGAAACUCGUCUGUAUAGAUGGGAGUAAAGAUUAUAAAAAUGUGAAUCCUAGUAAAACUGUAGUCCAGUCAUCAACUAAUGACUAAGACUGUACGUUAAAAGAGUGCAUUACUCGUACUCUUGAUUCACCAGUUGAUGUAUGAAAUAGUAAAAUCACAAAGGAUAAUUAGGGCGCAACACGCCGCGCGAUAGAAAGGUUUAUUCUGAUACCAAGAGAGUAUUAUAUUUAUAUUUGCGUGACAAUGUAUCAUUAUUUACAAUCGAUAAUUUACGUGUGUAUUAUGUACACACGUUUUAUGCGUGACAAGUAUAAUCACACGGUGGAAAGUAUCCGCAACAAUAAUGUACGUAAUAUCGAUAGAGAUCGUUAAGAUGUUACAAGAUACAAGAGGCAUAUAGUUUAGUAUGCGAGUUGAAUCUAUUUAUUGAGAGUCGUUUAUAUCAUUUUAAUGUAAAAACAAUUGACAAAUAUAAAUUAGCAAUGCAAGUCAGAAGGAACGUACAAACGAUAUAUAUUCCGCAACUGAUGAUUGUUAUGGCAAUUAAGAUACGUCUUAAGAACGGCGUGAUCCCGAACAGGAGGAACAUUGACAGGCAAACGAUUAAAAGUUCAAUUAUUUAUUUACAAAAAUAUUUUACAGCGGAACACCCUCCGCACCUGUAAUUACUGAAUUAUUGAAAACUGAUACAAAUUCCUGCACGUAGAUGUAAAGUAAUCACGUGCGAUCAAGAGUUUAAAUUCCUUACAACGAUAAAAAGACGCUCGCUACAAUUGAUUCUCGUCAUAAUGAUGCACAAUUGUCAUGCAAUAUUGUCAUGCAAAUUAAUCGUUACAAGACGCGAAUGACGUCUGUUCAUAGAUAAUUAAAGAUAUGAUAUACCUAGUUACUCAUGUUCAUACCUGAUAAUUCAUUUUCAUGGCUGUGACUGCGUUUAUUUCUCUAUUUGCCGUCAGAAAGGUGCAAGAGAGCUCAAAUAAAACAUGUACAUCAACCCCAA
Vollenhovia emeryi is the source of this 4212-nucleotide messenger RNA. RefSeq names its product cationic amino acid transporter 4. The record is from RefSeq and is a predicted model, not a curated record. Gene Ontology annotation, biological process: amino acid transport; transmembrane transport. Gene Ontology annotation, cellular component: plasma membrane. The coding region runs from base 71 to 2125 and encodes 684 amino acids. Lineage: Eukaryota; Metazoa; Arthropoda; Insecta; Hymenoptera; Formicidae. The transcript has 10 exons. Gene Ontology annotation, molecular function: amino acid transmembrane transporter activity.